UGGACUGCUCCAACACCUCUAUGUAUAUCUCUCUUCCUUCCGCCUCCGUUCUUCUUCCUCUGUAUCAUUGACACAAAAAUUGCCCACAGCUCAAGCUACCUCUCUCUUUCUCUCUCUCUCUCUCUCUAACAUGAAAUUCAAAACAACUCCAAUCAGUUGAAACUACAAACUUAGAACAUGGAAAUCAUCCUCAAACUCAUCCUCAUCACAUCACUUCUCACAUUUGGAGAAUCCUCAUGCAACACCACAGACCAACAACUAAUCUCCAAAGCUUUCAGCUCAGUCUCAGGUUUCAAUCCCUCUAUGUUAUUCAAUCACCCCAACACUAGUUGCCCAAACCCUCCAAUCACAUCCCUAAACCUCUCAUCAAGAAACCUCUCUGGCACUCUCUCAUGGAACUUCCUCAGAAGCCUCUCCCAGUUGAAUUCAAUUGACCUCUCCAACAACUCUCUCCAAGGCUCUGUUCCAGGCUGGUUCUGGUUCAUCAAGACUCUCACUCACGUCAAUCUGGCUAAGAACAGGUUUGGAGGGUCGAUUGAGUUCGAACCCACUUCAGAUAUGGUCCCAUCUUCUUCAACCCAGGUGCUCAAUUUGUCAUCCAAUAGGUUCACCAACUUGGCUAACCUCUCUGCUUUCCCUAACCUCUCUGUUCUUGACCUCUCUCACAAUGAUCUUAAAGUCUUGCCUUUUGGGUUCAGUAAUCUAACCAAUCUUCAAUAUCUUGACAUCUCAAGCUGCCAAAUCGAAGGAAAUUCAAAACCCAUUUCGGUUCUUCACUCAUUGAAUCACUUGGAUUUGUCAAACAACAAAAUGACUGGUUUUUUUCCCUCUGAUUUUCCUCCUCUCUUUGGCCUCAAAUUCUUGAAUCUCUCAUUCAACAGUUUCAAUGGUCAAAUGAGUCCAAACAUGGUUCAAAGAUUUGGAAACUCUGCUUUUGUUCAUGCUGGUGAUUUCAAUUUCAACACAAACCCACCUAACAAAACACCCAAAAAUCACAAACCCAUCAAGAAACAGAGACCCAAAUCAUCAAAAAACAGAGCUCUGAUCUUGGCCUUGUCAGUUUCAUCAUCAAGUAUUGUUUUGGCUGCUGUCGUGGCUAUGUAUUGCAUGUACAGGAAGAGAGAGAAGGCUAGAAUGAAGAACAAAUGGUUAAUCUCUCUACCCAUUCAAAUACCUUACAAGACGGACAAAUCAGGACCGUUCAGUUUCGAAACCGAGUCAGGAUCAUCAUGGGUUGUAGACCUCAGAGAACCAUCAUCAGCCCCGGUGGUGAUGUUUGAGAAGCCAUUGAUGAACCUCACUUUCAAGGACCUGAUUGCUGCCACGUCACACUUCGGCAAAGAAUCAUUGUUGGAUGAGGGGAGGUGUGGGCCAGUGUACAGGGCUGUGCUGCCGGGUGAGCUACACGUGGCGAUCAAGGUGCUGGAGAAGAUCAGAGCCGUUGAUUGUGAUGAAGCUGUGGCAGUGUUUGAAGACUUGGCUAGGGUUAGGCAUCCCAACUUGUUGCCCAUUUCUGGAUACUGCAUUGCAGGUAAAGAGAAGCUAGUAUUGUACGAGUUCAUGGCCAAUGGUGACUUGCACCAAUGGCUUCACGAGCUCCCAACUAUGGCCCCCAACGUGGAGGAUUGGAGCACUGACACGUGGCAGCAUAACAACAUCGAAGAUAGUAGGUCCCACAUAUCUUCACUAGGAAAGAUGGAAUGGCGCACGCGCCACCGCAUCGCCGUAGGUAUUGCCCGUGGACUCGCUUACCUCCACCACGCGCGGUCAAAGCCGGUGGUUCACGGCCACUUGGUGGCCUCCAACAUCUUACUUGCCGACGACCUUGAACCCCGAAUCACCAAUUUCGGAUUGAGUCAAGACCAAGUUGGUGGGUCCACUGAGUCCGACGUGUAUGGUUUUGGUGCGGUGUUGAUGGAGUUGUUGACCGGUAAACCUGGGUCGGACGAGAUGGUUGGGUUGGUGAGGAGGUUGGUGAAGGAUGGACACGGAGUGAGUGCUUUGGAUGAGAGGUUGAGACUCGGCGAUGUUGACUCAGUGAGUGAGAUGGUGGAGUGCCUCCGAGUUGGGUACUUGUGUACUGCGGAAACACCUGCGAAAAGACCCACAAUGCAACAGGUGGUUGGUCUUUUAAAAGACCUACAUCCCCUCCACGGUGCAGCUCAACUGAGUUGACUCACCUCGUCAACACAUUUUGUAUUUUCAAGAUUUUCUCAAAAUUGCAAUCCCAGCCGGUGACUCGCACGGUUUUUAUCAAAAAUUUUAUCAAAUACUCACGUAAGUGUGAGUCGUGUGAGUCCUUCACUCAAAUGAGUGUUGUGUUAAUUUUUUUUUGUAUUUCUAACAUUGCUUGUAAUUAAAGGAUCCGCGGCACAAGAGCAUGAGGAUAUUA
This is a messenger RNA of Camellia sinensis, 2392 nucleotides long. RefSeq names its product calmodulin-binding receptor kinase CaMRLK. NCBI's taxonomy places the organism in Eukaryota, Viridiplantae, Streptophyta, Magnoliopsida, Ericales, Theaceae. Gene Ontology annotation, biological process: protein phosphorylation. Gene Ontology annotation, molecular function: ATP binding; protein kinase activity; protein binding. The record is from RefSeq and is a predicted model, not a curated record.